This is a messenger RNA of Peronospora belbahrii, 387 nucleotides long. Lineage: Eukaryota; Oomycota; Peronosporomycetes; Peronosporales; Peronosporaceae. The record is from the annotation of a GenBank genome assembly.
AUGCCCAUUGUGUUGAAGAUUCAUAAACAGGCAACUAUCAAGCAUUUGAAGAAUGAAGCGAGUGCAGCUAGUGCAAAGCAUGUCGAUGUCAAGUUGAAGUUUUUGAAGGACUUCGCGGAAAAAGAAUGGUUGAACCAGAGGGAUGUGGCAAGCGAAGAUAUGGUUGCAGAUUUGCUGACGAAGGCUUUACAUGCGCCAAGAAUUGUGGAACUUCAAACGAAAAUUGGUUGGAAUGAGUGGUUGAUUCUAUCGGAACAUGGAGACAUCUUGAUGUCAAUGAAGACUCCGCGUGGAGUCAAGAAAGGUGUACCCAUUGGCGUGUGGCAUAUUCCCAAACUUUCGCGAGAUCUGUUUUCGGUUGGCCAUUUAACCAAGGACCCGCCGUGA